AUGUGGUAAGUGAUUUAUUUUAGAAGUUGUUUGAUGUAUUCUCUUGUUAGUAAAGGCUACUUAUCAUUUUAGGCACUGACUGAAAUCUCAGAUGGAAAAUAAGGUAUUAUUUCACUAGUGGAAAUUUUGAAGCCAGUCUUGGUCCAAAUCACACAAAGAAUACAGAAAACGGCUUAAAAUUCAAACCUUUUACAAGUCAAUAAUUGUCUAUUUGGCAGAAUUUGUCAAAUGCAAGAUAUUAUAUACUCUAUUAAUUCCUCCCUUUGUUUUGUAGGCGAUCUACAGGCAUGAAAUCACGUUUUCUGAAGCCUGGCCCCAGGUACACCCAACCCGAUUGGUCCUUCAACAACAAUCUGGUCACCAAAAAGUCUGAGCUGCAGAGGGCUUUAGCCUAUCAGAUCAACCAGGAUCUUCACUGUGCACGUGGAGAUGCUACCACUCAGGUAACACAUUGUGUCCCCCAGCUUUUUUAGAGGAACCCUACUGCUCUCUUUUCAGUGUAUGGGAAUAAACCCCUGCACACCUCACGAUCUGGGGGUGAAAUCUCAGAUCUGAGGGUUGUGCUGACAAAACAUCAGAUCCAGUCUAUAUUAGGCUUAAAACAAUGCUGAACUAGCAAUAUAUAAUGAAAUUCAUUGACUCUCCACUGGAAUGCAAUGUCCUCUUUUCCACCUGUUGGUUUAGAUCCGCUGGGCCACCUGGAGCACCAAGGACCACCUGACCAACCGCGUAGAGGAGCUGGGGCACUGGCAGAGCCAAUCAGCUGACAGCAUCGGCAGAGUAGACCAGGAGAUGGCAGCCUUAGUGAAGGUAGAGUGGAGUCAGGGUGUAUGCAGGGCCAGGGAGAACAGUUGGGACACUCGAGACACACUGCACUGCUGCGUUUACACAGGCAGCCCAAUUCUGAUCUUUUUUUCCACUAAUUGGUCUUUUGACCAAUCACAUCAGAUCUUUUCACAUCAGAUCUUUUUCAGAGCUGAUCUGAUUGGACUAAACACCUGUCUAAACGCAGCCAUAGAGAUGCAACCAACAUCUGAGAAUGUUCAGAUUUCAAUGUGUUGUGUAGAACCAGGUGAUUGGUGAUCAUGUAGGAAUAGGGAAUCUGGUCCACAGAUACUACAUUCCCAUGACUGUAAAUUACUCUCUCUUGUCGUGUGUGUGAUUUAAACUGGAUGUUUCCAGGUGAAGGCGAUCGCUGAGCGCUGUCUGCAGGAGAAGGUCCUGUACAGGCAGGUGCUGAGGGAGUGUGUGGCGCUCCGAGACGGCCGGACGGCGGCGGAGCUGGUCCAUGACGACGUGGAGGCUGAGCUGAAGCGGGAGGUGGAACUGGCUGAGGAGAUCAUCCACCUGAUUCAGCAGAAGAUCCACCUGGUCCUGGACAACCUCUGGUCAGAGACUGGCCCUAUUCCCUAUGUAGUACAUUACUUUUGACCUGGGUCCAUAGGCUGCUGUUGUGAGUCUUGGAUAGUAAAAGGCACUUGUCUCGUUUUUUGCGCAAAUAUUCCAAUGACAUUAAUUAAUUAUUUGCAGAUUGUAAAGUCUUUAUCUCAACUGUCUCAAAUCAGUCCCAUAGGCAUACCUAGAUUGCUAUCUAUGGCUGCGUUUACACAGACAGCCCAAAUGAUAUUUUGCCAAAUUAUUGGCUACCUGUGUAAACGCAGCCAUUGAGUCUGCAAAUUGUUCACCUAAUCUGACUGUAUAUGAAUGCAUUAUGUCCUCACUCUACCUGUAGGUCUCUGAAGGACGUGCGUACCCAGCUGAUGGCCGACCACAGGGACAAGGGAGAAGCUGUGAAGCUCAACAAACACUGUCUGACCUUUGACCUCCAGUCACCCAACCUGGGCUACAAAUACCAACCCUGCCACAUCGUCAAGGGGUGAGUUAAUCAAUCAAUCAAUCAAUCAAUCAAUCAAUCAAUGGGCGUAAACAUCUGCCCCCCGGGUCAUAGUUUCCUACCUAAAGCUUUUUAGUCUAGUUGGAGGUGAAAAGAAAAGCCGGAAAGUUUCACUACUUUAGCUAUUUAUUUGAUAAACCCUCUCUCCAUCUUACCCAGAACCCUGACCUAUGAUCAGUGGGUUGCUUACUGCAAAAGACUGAAGCAGACAGCAGAGAAACUGGUCCUGGACUGCUCUUACUUCCGUGGAAAUCUGCAGUAUACCCUCUCCAAGGUAUAGUACAGGGUGGAACAUCGUUUUGCAUGCUCGUCCUUAUAUUGACUGUAUGUAAAUGCAUUCAACAACGUUAUAUCAGUGCCUUAUUUGGAAAGAGAUUGACUGAAGGACUGGCACAGACUCUGUUUAUGUUUGCCAUACAUAUCUGGCUAUCUGAUAAAUGUAUGUGUCAUUCCUGUAUGUCUGAGUCACUGUGUGUAUCCUGUUGGUGGAGUAGCUGAUGAAUGCUCUGGAGACCCAGCGCUGUGCCUCUGACUUCUGCCUGAGGAAGAGGCUGAAUGAGCUGAGCCGUGCCAGGGAUGCCCUAGAGUGGGAGAAACAGCAGGUUAGUGUUCAGCUGUCCUGGUCCUAGCCAUGUUGCUCAUUCAUCUGCCGUGCAGUUGGGACCUGCCUUGUGAUCACUUGGCAUUUCUGACAAUAUUCACACUGUUGUGAAACGUGGUAUGGAAUUAUGCAAAACACACUGUAGAAAAUGAUAGUCAUAGUUUAUCAAUGUAAACAAUUCAUAAUUUCUAUUGUGCUUAGUAAAUAGUGAUACUAAUGAAAUAAGUUGACUGACCUGUAACUGACCUUUUAACCUGUCCCCAGUUGAAGGAGACAGUGGUGGACCUGGUCAAGGAGAUGCAGAAGGUGGAGAGACAGAUCAUGAACUCUGGCUCUGAGCAGCAGCUGGCCCACACCCGGCUGGACAUCCUGGCCCAGAGGGCCAACUACGAGCUCUGCAUGGACCAGGUCUGGCUGGCUGGCUAGUCUGUCUGUCUGUCUAGUAUAUGUGUCUGUCACCUGCCUUCUCUCAUCCUAAAAUAGUUUAAUGUUAACAAUACAAUGUUCAUUGUUUGUUGUCAGUGUGUAUGAGUGGCUGCCCUAACCCAGUGCUACCCCUCCAGCCCCACAUUGCUCUUCUGAAGGAGAACAAGAACCUGAGGAAGAACACCUUCGGCCUGCAGAAUAAACUCCUCCUCUCUCAGUGAGUUAUCCCUCACAGUAGUGAAGAUGACAAAUUCAUCUGCUAAAACAUACCUUCUCUGGAACUAACAGAGCAUGAACAUAUGACACCUAACUAUUCUAUGACAGCAAUAUUGCCUCCUUGUGGUUAUGGGUAUGAAAGACAUUGGGAUAAUUGUCUUGACUACAUCAACAACAUAACACACUUAAAUGCUUGAUAACUGACUAUUAUCUAUCUCUAACCUGAUAUACAGGAAGACCCUGGAGUCCAUGCAUAUGACCCUAUUCACCCUGGGGUACAAGCUGGAGGCUAAGAGCCGGGCUUUGGACAUCGACAGGAGGUGCCAGGAGGUCCGUCAGAGUCUCCUGCCCCUGCGUGGAAGCACCGUGGUCACCGCCAACACUUCAGCACAGGAACCCCUGGCCCUGCUCUCUCCUCUCAGCUCCCCCAGCUCCUUUCGGAAUUAG
Coregonus sp. 'balchen' is the source of this 3584-nucleotide messenger RNA. NCBI's taxonomy places the organism in Eukaryota, Metazoa, Chordata, Actinopteri, Salmoniformes, Salmonidae. The record is from the annotation of a GenBank genome assembly.